GGAGGAGCAGCGGCCCGAGGUGAUACUUCUUUACUAACAGUUCUCUCACCAGUUCUUCUUUUCCUGACGCAGAGAAGAGUUCAUCAUAAUUAAAGGCGGCUAAUACAGCCUCGACCUGCUCACCGAGUGUUUGAGAUUGCUGCGGUGCCGCUAUAGAGUAAUCAGCAUGCUCAAGAUCAAGAAAACUGCGGAGCUUUAGUUUUAACAUAAUAUCAUCUUCAGCAAUUUUAAAAAUUAUGUCAGGUGCGAAAUCUUUUGUCCUGCUGCUGGUGGCGGCCUGCGUGACUGCUGGUCAGGUCGCGGACGAGUCGUUUGUGUUUCCCACAGAGGAGAGCACCACGGAGUUCGAGGAAUCGAUCACAAUUAAUAAUAAAGAAUCUUUAUCUCCUCUUGCGAAAUGUGUCAGCGAAAAUGAAAUGUGCAAGCCACCGUCGAGAUGCGCCCUUUUUUACGCUGAUGAGGAUGAGAGUAAACAAUUGCAGUCGUGCAUUCUCAGCCCUUUGAAUGAAACAGCCAAUGCCACUUUUGGCUUGUGCUGCGAGGACGUUGUCGCGAAUAGACUGGAUCAAAGUCUGCCAGCUGUGGCAAUUGAAGUCGACACGACCUACAACACUGGACCUGAACUGAAUUUUGUGAGCGCUGACGACCUCACUGCCAGCUCGGACAAUGGCAUGUCCUUCAAGGAAAAACUGGAGAACUUUGAGAACAAGGUGCUGCCAGAUAUGGGCAUCAAGGUGGAGAAAGACUCACCCUCGGCCGGCCACCUGAAGGUGUUCAACACGACGGCGGAGGCGCGCGAGUUGGCAGUGCAGGCGCUGCAGCUCGCGGCGGCCACCAGCGCCCUGACCAACCGCCUCGGCAUCGCCAACCCCAGCGGUGAACUGCGCCAGGUCGGCGUGCAGAGCACCCAGCUGGGCCAGUCAUGCCCCCCGUUGCCCAACUGCUCGCCGCGCCUCAGCAAGUAUCGCAUCCACGACGGCACCUGCAACAAUCCCAGGCGGUCGUGGGUCGGCAGGGCCACCAGUCCUCUGCAGAGGUUGCUCCCAGCCCACUACGAUGACGGUAUUCAAGUGCCACGAUCUGCGCGAGACGGCGGCCCUCUGCCUAGUGCGCGCCAAAUCAGCUUUAUUUUGUCCACUGACGGCAACAGGGCCCCACUGGAUCGCAGGUUAUCAGCGCUGGUCGCCGAUUUUGGCCAGUUUUUGGACCACGAUGUCGUGCAAAGUCCAUCUUUUCAGUUGCGUGGUGGAGGCGGCAUUCAGUGCUGCACGCAGGACGGCUCUGCUCCUCUUCCGCCGCAUCAGCGUCAUCCACAAUGCAUGCCCAUCGAGAUUCCCUUUAACGACCCGUUUUUCUCGAGGUUUCGUCAAGGUUGCAUGAAUUUCGUCCGCACCAUGCCCGCUCUGACGCACAACUGUUCCCUCGGGGCAAUUAACCAAAUGAAUUCUGUUUCGCACUGGCUGGACGGCUCAAUGCUCUACGGCUCGGACGGACAAACGGCGCGAAAUUUGGUCGGACCCCGAGGGACCCUUUUAAGCUCUGGGAACAGAGGAUCAGCAGCCCUGCUGCCUUCGCAGAGCGGAGGGUGCACGCAAAGGGGUCCUAAUGAAAAUCCAAAUUUUUGCUUUGCUUCAGGAGAUUCGAGAGUAAACGAACAACCCCUGCUGAGUUCUCUGCACACCCUGUUCAUGAGGGAGCACAACAGGGUGGCUGCCAUCCUGGCUGGAAUGCACCCCGAGUACAGCGACGACGCCGUUUACCAAGAGGCCCGACGCAUCGUCGUUGGCCAACUGCAGCACAUCGCCUACAACGAGUUCCUGCCGGUGGUGCUCGGCCGCCGCUUCAUGGAGACCUACGGCCUUCUACCCCUCGCCUCCGACUUUUCCACCGACUACAACUUCAACUACGACGCGUCCAUCACCAAUGAGUUUGCUGCCGCCGCCUACAGGCUCCACACUCUUGUCCGAGGCGAUCUGCGACUCUCCACUGCAUCGGGCGAGUCGCGCCUGCCACUCAGGGAGACGCUCAACAGUCCUCAGGUGCUUUUCUGGCCAGACGCGGGCGACGCUCUGCUUGCUGGACAGUGCGGCAGACCCCUGGGCGCUUUUGACCACGUUUUCAGUGAAGAGCUAACUCAACACCUUUUCCAAGGCAGGGGUAGUUUUGGCCUUGAUAUUUUGAGCCUGAACAUCCAGCGCGGGCGCGACCACGGUCUGCCUGGAUACAACUCGUACCGGAAAUUGUGUGGUCUAAAAAGGGCGCGAGACUUCACCGAUCUGACAGAUACAAUCAAGCCGGAGGCUCUGCAAGUUUUGCGACGGAUCUACCGGAGCGUGGAUGACAUUGAUCUCUAUGUCGGUGGCAUUUCCGAAAGAAGGUCGUCCGGGGCUCUUUUGGGACACACGUUCUUGUGUCUUGUUGGUGACCAGUUUGCCAGAUUGAAAAAGGGUGACCGCUUCUUCUACGACCUGGGCAAUCAGCCUAGCUCGUUUACCCUAGAGCAACUGAAUGAAAUCAGAAAGACAAGUCUGGCCAGAAUAAUUUGUGACAACUCGGCCGGCCUUACUCGGAUUCAGCCACUUGUGUUCUGGCAACAGGAUGAUUCCAGAAAUCCUAUCGUCUCUUGUGAUUCUUCGCUGAUUCCGCGAGUUAGCUUGGAUGCUUGGAUCAGAGAAGUCCCAGAUUCGUGAAAAAAAUACAAAAAUUAGUAGAAAAUAUGGCAAUGAAAACUCAUCUUAUUUAAAAUAAAAGGACAUAAUUAUAUUUAAAAUAUUUUU
Molecule: messenger RNA, 2777 nt
Organism: Neocloeon triangulifer
Lineage: Eukaryota; Metazoa; Arthropoda; Insecta; Ephemeroptera; Baetidae
Product: chorion peroxidase-like
Exons: 12
Coding region: 237-2690 (817 amino acids)
Biological process (GO): response to oxidative stress
Molecular function (GO): heme binding; peroxidase activity
Source: RefSeq, a predicted model, not a curated record